Messenger RNA from Volvox carteri f. nagariensis, 1095 nucleotides. RefSeq lists its product as uncharacterized. The transcript is spliced from 6 exons. The coding region runs from base 205 to 1095 and encodes 296 amino acids. The record is from RefSeq and is a predicted model, not a curated record. NCBI's taxonomy places the organism in Eukaryota, Viridiplantae, Chlorophyta, Chlorophyceae, Chlamydomonadales, Volvocaceae.
GCGAAGUGGAAACACCCUGAAAGCCAUACACGACUCAGAGUCGUACUGAUCAAAGCCAAUCCAUACCUAUUCGGUAACGAACACAAACCCCUUACAUUACUUUGAUAGGGUAUUAUAAAGAGUGGUUACGUGUACGUAGCUUAGCUAUCCAUUUUGGAAUUACUUGAAGCCGCCGACCUUUUCACGUGUGCACACUCCGUGCUCAUGGAUGUUUUAGAAGACUACGUUUCUCCUCCAUCUCUCCCUAGGCCUCUUGAUGGCAGCCCGGGCGUUACGGCGGUAGCCCGCGCCAAUGGCAUCAGUGGUCCAGUCGCCCACAAACUUAGGAACUAUCUACGGCAGAAGGCUCUGAAGAUGGACGCGUUCAUUGCGGAAUUAGUGAAGGCGUCCGAGUACUGCGGCGCCAAGCACGUGCAAGAGGCGCUGGUGACCACACUUGGCAUCGACGCCUUGGAGUCGAUCACACUCCUUCGUGUUCUUGUCCCCAAGGACAACAACGAGCGCCGGAACAGUAACGCCUCAUCUGUAACUGAGCCUUCCACAACCAAGCAAGUGGCCAAGCACUUGUCCUCCACCAUACCAUUGAAGUACCAGGUGGUCGUUAAGAAGGUUGCGAAGCCCGACGCCAUCAAGAUAAACAAGUGGUACACGUGCGGCCUCUCAAAGGUUCAGCAGGAAGACAAGGCUACGUACGACGGUGUCUAUGACGCCUUGAAGGCGAAGCUGCAGAACGCGAUGGUCAACCAUCAGUCAGAGAAGAAGAAGUCGGACUCCUUUAAGGCCAUCGGACUGACGACUGCAGACAAGGCUAAGCUCGAGACCGUGGCGACCAUGGACGCCGUCAGUGCGACCGAGCUCUUUAAGGAGUGGGUGACUGCCCAUGUCGAGGGCAGCACUCAGCCAGCAGGUCAGGAACGCAAGAAGAGCAACCACACGGCUGCAACUGAGGGCCAGGCCAACGUUAUGGAGACGCAGCAGGAGCCCCUCGGCCAGAAGAGCAGCCGCCAGGAUGGGGAUGAGGGAGAUGAUGGGGACUACAGCAGGGAGGACGAGGGCAGGGAAGACGAGGGCGAGGGCGGGGAGGACGACGGCUAG